Messenger RNA from Triticum urartu, 3674 nucleotides. RefSeq lists its product as uncharacterized. Gene Ontology annotation, molecular function: receptor serine/threonine kinase binding; ATP binding; protein kinase activity. NCBI's taxonomy places the organism in Eukaryota, Viridiplantae, Streptophyta, Magnoliopsida, Poales, Poaceae. The record is from RefSeq and is a predicted model, not a curated record. Gene Ontology annotation, biological process: protein phosphorylation.
CCCACACACCACGCCAAACCAAACCCCAAAAAAAUCACAUUUUUCUACGAGCCCCCUGCGCCCUCGUGUCCAAAGAGCCAGGCGCGACGACACCACACCCUCCCGUCUCACACUCCCCCUCGCCUUUGUCUCCACUCUCCGGGCCUCGCCGGGAGCGUGAGCCCCCUCCCCCACCUCCCCCGACAGAGAGCGAGGCAAACCAAAACCCCAAUGCAUCUCCGCCGCCUCCCCCCGCUCCUCCUCCUCGUCCUGCUCGCCGCCGGCGCCGCGGCGGACGGCGACGCGGACGCGCUGCUCGCGGCCAAGGCGGCGCUGUCGGACCCCACGGCCGCGCUCGCCUCCUGGGCCGCCCCGGCGGGCAACGGGACGGGCGGCGGGUACGCGCACUGCGCGUGGGCGGGCGUGUCGUGCGGCGCGCGCGGGGCCGUCGUGGGGCUGGCCCUCGGCGGGCUCAACCUCUCCGGCGCGCUGCCGCCGGCGCUGUCCCGCCUGCGCGGCCUCCUCCGCCUCGACGUCGGCGCCAACGCGCUCUCGGGCCCCGUCCCGGCCGCGCUCGGCCACCUUCGCUUCCUCACCCACCUCAACCUCUCCAACAACGCCUUCAACGGCUCCCUACCGCCGGCCCUCGCGCGCCUGCGCGGCCUCCGCGUGCUCGACCUCUACAACAACAACCUCACCAGCCCGCUCCCGCUCGAGGUCGCGCAGAUGCCGCUGCUCCGCCACCUCCACCUCGGCGGCAACUUCUUCUCCGGCGAGAUUCCGCCCGACUACGGCCGCUGGACGCGGCUGCAGUACCUCGCCCUCUCCGGCAACGAGCUCUCCGGCAGGAUACCGCCGGAGCUCGGGAACCUCACCAGCCUCAGGGAGCUCUACAUUGGCUACUACAACGCCUACUCCGGUGGGGUCCCGCCGGAGCUCGGCAACCUCACCGACCUCGUGCGCCUCGACGCCGCCAACUGCGGCCUCUCCGGGAAGAUCCCGCCGGAGCUCGGAAGGCUGCAGAAACUCGACACCCUGUUCCUGCAGGUGAACGGCCUCACCGGCGCCAUACCGUCCGAGCUGGGCAGCCUUAAGAGCCUCAGCUCCUUGGACCUCUCCAACAAUGCGCUCGCCGGCGAGAUACCGCCGAGCUUCUCCCACCUCAAGAACAUGACGCUGCUCAACCUGUUCCGGAACAAGCUGCGCGGCGACAUCCCCGACUUCGUCGGCGACCUGCCAAGCCUCGAGGUGCUGCAGCUCUGGGAGAACAACUUCACCGGCAGCGUGCCCCGCCGCCUCGGCGCCAACAACCGCCUCCAGCUGGUCGACCUCUCCUCCAACAGGCUCACCGGCACGCUGCCGCCGGACCUCUGCGCCGGGGGCAAGCUGCACACGCUCAUCGCCCUCGGCAACUCCUUGUUCGGCUCCAUCCCCGACUCCCUCGGCCAGUGCAAAUCCUUGAGCCGUAUCCGUCUGGGAGAGAACUACUUGAACGGCUCCAUUCCCAAGGGGCUCUUCGAGUUGCAGAAGCUCACUCAGGUCGAGCUGCAAGACAACCUCCUCACCGGCGACUUCCCUGCCGUGGUCGGCCCCGCGGCGCCUAAUCUGGGGGAGAUCAACCUGUCCAACAAUCAGCUCACCGGUGCAUUGCCGGCAUCCAUUGGAAACUUCUCUGGUGUUCAGAAGCUGCUGCUUGAUCGCAACUCGUUCUCCGGCCCGUUGCCUGCCGAGGUUGGGCGGCUGCAGGAGCUCUCGAAGGCUGACCUAAGCGGCAAUGCGAUCGAGGGGGGUGUGCCGCCGGAGAUUGGGAAAUGCCGGCUGCUCACUUACUUGGACUUGAGCAGGAACAACCUCUCUGGGAGGAUACCUCCGGCCAUCUCUGGAAUGAGGAUACUGAACUACCUCAACUUGUCCAAGAACCACCUUGAUGGAGAGAUACCUCCAUCCAUCUCCACAAUGCAGAGCUUGACGGCGGUCGACUUCUCAUACAACAACUUGUCCGGGCUCGUCCCAGGGACCGGCCAGUUCAGCUACUUCAAUGCCACAUCUUUCGUUGGCAAUCCAAACCUGUGUGGACCAUACCUUGGUCCAUGCCGCCCUGGCAUUGCUGAUGCUGGUCACACCAACCAUGGCCAUGGAGGGCUGUCUAGCACCAUCAAGCUGCUCAUUGUGUUAGGCUUGCUUCUUUGCUCCAUUAUAUUUGCUACCGCCGCAAUUCUGAAGGCGCGGUCGUUGAAGAAAGCCAGUGAUGCACGGAUGUGGAAACUCACUGCAUUCCAGCGCCUUGAUUUCACCUGUGAUGAUGUGCUGGAUUCCCUGAAAGAGGAGAACAUUAUCGGCAAAGGCGGGGCUGGAACUGUGUACAAGGGAUCAAUGCCCAAUGGUGAUCAUGUGGCCGUGAAGAGGCUCUCUGCAAUGGUCCGUGGCUCAUCGCAUGACCAUGGAUUCUCCGCUGAGAUACAAACACUUGGGAGGAUUCGGCAUCGCCAUAUUGUGCGCCUGCUAGGCUUCUGCUCAAACAAUGAGACUAACCUACUGGUGUAUGAGUAUAUGCCCAAUGGCAGUCUCGGGGAGCUUCUCCAUGGCAAGAAGGGCGAACACCUGCACUGGGACACUCGGUACAAGAUUGCAAUUGAAGCUGCCAAGGGGCUGUGCUACCUGCACCAUGAUUGUUCACCGCUGAUACUUCACCGUGAUGUCAAGUCAAACAAUAUACUUCUUGACUCUGACUUUGAAGCUCAUGUGGCCGACUUCGGGCUGGCGAAAUUCUUGCAGGACACCGGCGCAUCAGAAUGCAUGUCCGCCAUUGCUGGUUCAUAUGGCUACAUUGCUCCAGAAUAUGCAUACACCCUCAAGGUCGACGAGAAGAGCGAUGUCUACAGCUUCGGUGUGGUGCUCCUGGAGCUCGUCACCGGGCGGAAACCCGUGGGGGAGUUUGGCGACGGCGUCGACAUUGUCCAGUGGGUCAAGAUGAUGACGGGCCCAAACAAGGAGCAGGUGAUGAAGAUCCUGGACCCGAGGCUGUCGACCGUGCCGGUGCACGAGGUGAUGCACGUCUUCUACGUCGCUUUGCUGUGCACCGAGGAGCACAGUGUGCAGCGCCCGACGAUGCGUGAGGUCGUGCAGAUCCUGAGCGAGCUCCCAAAGCCAGCUGCCAACCAAGGUGAUGGAGAGGAAGAGCUUCCUCUCUCCGGCGAAGGACCUGAAUCCAACACUCCUGCUCCAACCAGUUCCACUGACGCUCCGACCGGCGACGCGAAAGAUCAUCAUCAUCAGCAGCAGCAGCACACAAGCUCGGAGUCGUCGCCGCCUCCUGAUCUCAUCAGCAUCUGAUCAUCCAAGUCCAUCCGUUGCGAAAACAUGCGGGCUUCUUCGAUCGUGCAAGCCUAGGCCUGAAUCUAGGGUUCGUUGAGUGAAAGACUUGUUGGUGUGCUGUACAUAUCCAAGCUGCUUUGGUGGUGGGGCGUCCAAGAGCUUCCAGUUUGGUGUGUGUGUGUGUGUGUUUGGUACUUUGCUUUGCUGCUUGUAGCCGUAGGGAUUAUGUGGUAGUGGAGCCUUUGAUGAUCUUUCCUUGUGCAAUGUAGUAGUAGUAGUAGUAUCAGUAGUAGCCAUCUACCCUAAAUGUCAAGCUCCUUUCCUGUCCAUCCGGUCCGGUCCGGUCCAGCAUGAGAAUCUAAAUCUUUGUUGUGGAACCA